Zonotrichia albicollis (white-throated sparrow) is the source of this 877-nucleotide messenger RNA. The record is from RefSeq and is a predicted model, not a curated record. Lineage: Eukaryota; Metazoa; Chordata; Aves; Passeriformes; Passerellidae.
UCUGGCAUCAGUGCCGGUGCCCGGCAGGUGGUGAAGAAAACGCCGUUCCCGCGCUGGGAUGAGGUGCUGAGUUCGAGCUGCCGGAGGGGGAGCUGGGAGAGGCUGUGCUGAGCGUGGAGCUUUGGGAUGGGACAUCGUGGGCAAGAACGACUUCCUCGGGCCGAUUGCCAUGGAGAAAGAGUGAAGACACCAAGGGAGAGGCAGGAAAGGUGCCAUGUGUCCCUGGGGUUGGGCACACUGGGGACAGCUGGGGCAUCACCCUGUGCCCACCUUGCCACAGCCUCUGUGCCCUUCCAUCCCAACACCCUCUUCCGCUCCAACUCGCUGGCCUCCAAAUCCAUGGAGCAGUUCAUGAAGGUGGUGGCGCUGCCCUACCUGCACGAGGUGCUGAACCGCAUCUUUGAGGAGAAGAAAUAUGUGGAGCUGGACCCCGGCAAGAUGGAGCUGAGCCAGGUCAGGAGGAUCUGCUUCAAGGGGUCCCUGUCAGAGGCGCAGGUGUGGGAGAGCAGCCUGGAGCUGCUGAAGGGCUACCUGGGGGACAUCCUCGAUGCCACCGUGGGCUCGGUAGACAAGUGUCCCCUCGCUAUGAGGGUGGCCUUCCAGCAGCUCCGCAGGCGGGUGGAGCAGCGAUUCCCCUCAGCACAGCACGAGGAGGUGAGGUACUUCUCCAUCAGUGGGUUCCUCUUCCUUCACUUCUUCACUGUGCUCACACAGAGCCCUGCACCGGCCGCACGCUCCUGCUGCUCGCCAAGGUGGGGACAGCAAAGGGACACCGCGGAGAAGUGGGGACACCAGGGAGGGAUGGGGACCCUGGAGAAGGAUGGGGACCUUGGAGAGGCAUGCGGACCUUGGAGAGGGAUGGAGACACUAGGGAGAG